ACACUUCCGGGUGGAGUUGACGGCAGCUCGGCCAUGUUUCCGGCGUUGACAGGACCGAGAGAAGCGCUGACUCACGCACUUCGUGUUCGGCUCUUAUGCGUAAAUCCCGUAGCUUUUGCGGCCGCGUUCGUGCGCAGCUUCACGGGCGCGAAGGACGAAAGACCGCCGCCAUUUGACGCUUCGCUCCUGCGCGUGCUGGUGUGUCCGCUCUCCAAGAAAGCGCUCAGAUACGACGCUCAGACCAACGAGCUGAUCAACGACGAGCUCGGCAUCGCGUAUCCCGUCGUCCACGGCAUUCCCAACAUGAUUCCCCAGGACGCGCGGCUCAUCCAGAAGGAAGUGGACGCACAGUGAGUGAUGAAGU
Molecule: messenger RNA, 364 nt
Organism: Solea solea (common sole)
Lineage: Eukaryota; Metazoa; Chordata; Actinopteri; Pleuronectiformes; Soleidae
Product: protein preY, mitochondrial-like
Exons: 2
Coding region: 34-354 (106 amino acids)
Source: RefSeq, a predicted model, not a curated record